Messenger RNA from Symbiodinium sp. CCMP2592, 1230 nucleotides. The record is from the annotation of a GenBank genome assembly. Lineage: Eukaryota; Dinophyceae; Suessiales; Symbiodiniaceae.
GUUUCUCGCUGUUUGCCGCUCUCACGCCGCGAAAACAUGUUCCAGUGGAACUGGGGAAUCAUGUUGCUCUUGGUCUUUGCCGUUGGUGUUGACGGCAUGGAGGCCAAACAGGAGCCGGCAGAUGCCGACGAACACGAUUUGGAUGAUGAGUUCCUUGCACAGGUUCUCAGCGCAAGCCUCGGUGACCCGUGCAAGGUGGAAGAUCCGGCCUCAGAGGCUGUUGUCGCAGCCCCUGACGACCCUUACCUGGGUGGCAUUGACCUGGAUGACCUGGACGAGGUCAUCCGGGAGGGCGCUUCUCCUGUUGAGGGUACGGAAGGUGAGGAUGUUGGUAAUGGUGUCGUGGAAGCUGAGGAGAUUGCAGCUUCGCCCGACAAUUCGGACGACGGGUCCGUGGAAAUGGGCGAAGAGGUCCCAGGGGCACCAUUGCCGAACCCGUUGGGGGCAUUCCUGGCAGCCACUGAACACAUCGAUGUUGACCUGUUCGCAACUUACGCUCAAAACCCAGGUCUCUGGCAUCGCCUCAUCACCAAAGCCUGGAAACAGGCUGUUCGGCUACACCACCCUGAUGCCCAGGGCGGCCACAACCAGUUCCUUGACCUGACCGAAGCUAAGGAGACCUUGCUUGCUUGGGCGGCUGAGUUCACAGCCGUGAAGAAGGCUUGGCCUCAAGCGCAUCCCAAAUGUUUCUGCGACAGCUGUCGCGCACUCAUUCAACGCAUGCUGCUGUGCCCAAAGUGCCUGGGCCUCAAAACCAACACCGGCCAUGCAUGUGGAGCCUUUUCAAAGCAGUUUGGGAUAUUUCUCCGGACCGCAAAGCAUAAAGCCACCAUCCUGCACCUAGCCAUGCUGGUGGCCCACGGCCUUUCCGAGGAAAAGGCGAUUGAGGAGGUGAGGACUCAGCUGGCAUGCGACCAAGAGGCCGCAAAAACCAGGGCUGAGCUGGAAUCGGAGCUCGCCGAACAGGCUGGAGCCGCAGGAGAUAUUCCCGACGUCCCUCCGGGCUGGGUCGCUCCAGAUUGUCCACCAAACCUGGCCCUGGACCACCCUGGCCCGACUCAUGUAUGCCCCGUCUGCAACCAUAACAGCAUCCAGUGGGAAGCGGUGCGCAUGGCCACGGGCUUUCUUAAGCCCUGGUUGCGCUGCACGCGCUAUCCACGCUGUCCGUUUUCCUACAGCCCCCGACGUGGGGUCCAUCGAGACAGACGCCACCCAGAUCAGCGACACUAA